Molecule: messenger RNA, 5870 nt
Organism: Cataglyphis hispanica
Lineage: Eukaryota; Metazoa; Arthropoda; Insecta; Hymenoptera; Formicidae
Gene: Moe
Product: moesin/ezrin/radixin homolog 1
Exons: 10
Coding region: 259-1977 (572 amino acids)
Biological process (GO): regulation of cell shape; regulation of organelle assembly; positive regulation of early endosome to late endosome transport
Cellular component (GO): apical part of cell; plasma membrane; cytoskeleton
Molecular function (GO): actin binding; cell adhesion molecule binding
Source: RefSeq, a predicted model, not a curated record
GGCGACAGAUCGAGCGGGCGGGCGGCGGCGGCCAUAUUAUCAGUGAGGUGUCAGUAUUUUCCGAACGUGACGGGAUUUCUGGGUGUGGAUCGCGCGAUUUCCUGUUUCGCUGGCCGUGUCGCGAGGUAAUAGUGCGAGUGCCAGGUGGAUCGUCGUGGAUGUAGUGCGGCACACGUGUCACGGGAUCCUCGGGUUGCGUGCAAGCAGAAUCAGAGGAAUAGUUCCGCUGUUUAGUACGUGAAAAACACAACUUCCACGAUGCCGAAAUCGAUGAACGUGAGGGUGACGACGAUGGACGCGGAACUGGAGUUCGCGAUCCAGGCGACGACCACCGGGAAGCAGCUGUUUGACCAGGUUGUGAAGACGAUCGGACUGCGCGAGGUGUGGUUCUUCGGUCUCCAAUACACGGACAAUAAGGGCGACCUCACCUGGAUCAAACUCUACAAAAAGGUGAUGAAUCAGGAGGUGAAGAAAGAGACUCCGCUGCAGUUCAAAUUCCGUGCAAAAUUCUAUCCCGAGGACGUCGCCGAGGAACUGAUACAAGAUAUUACGCUUCGACUUUUUUAUCUUCAGGUGAAGAAUGCUAUUCUCACAGAUGAAAUAUACUGCCCACCGGAAACAUCCGUCUUGCUGGCCUCAUAUGCCGUUCAGGCGAGACAUGGAGAUUAUCAAAAGGGCAAUCAUCCCACUGGCUUCCUGGCAAACGAUCGACUGUUGCCACAACGUGUCGUUGACCAACAUAAGAUGAGUAAAGAGGAAUGGGAUAGUUCGAUUACAAACUGGUGGCAGGAACACCGUGGCAUGUUGCGAGAAGAUGCUAUGAUGGAAUAUCUGAAAAUUGCUCAGGACUUAGAGAUGUAUGGUGUGAAUUACUUUGAAAUUCGCAACAAGAAGGGCACAGACCUUUGGUUGGGUGUGGAUGCUUUAGGUUUGAACAUCUACGAGAAGGACGAUAAGCUCACACCGAAAAUCGGCUUUCCCUGGUCCGAGAUACGGAAUAUCUCGUUCAACGAUAAGAAAUUUAUAAUCAAGCCAAUCGACAAGAAGGCGCCGGACUUUGUCUUUUUCGCUAGCAGAGUGAAGAUUAACAAGAGAAUUCUUGCACUAUGCAUGGGCAAUCACGAGCUUUACAUGCGCAGACGUAAGCCAGAUACGAUUGACGUGCAGCAGAUGAAGGCUCAAGCCAGAGACGAAAAGAUCGCAAAACAGCAACAGAGAGAGAAAUUGCAAUUGGAAAUAGCUGCCCGAGAACGUGCGGAGAAGAAACAGCAGGAAUACGAAGAGAGGCUAAGAAACAUGGCAGAGGAAAUGGACAGGCGGCAGGCUGAGUUGAAUGAAGCUCAGGAAAUGAUUCGACGCUUGGAGGAACAGUUGAAACAGUUACAGGCUGCUAAGGAAGAGCUAGAAAAUCGCCAAAAGGAAUUGACGGCGAUGAUGGAAAAACUGGAACUCUCGCACGAGAUGGAGGCUGCGGAACGUGCUAAACUUGAACAGGAAAUAAGAGCUAAACAGGAAGAAGUGCAACGUAUACAGUCAGAGGUGGAGGCUAAGGAUGCAGAAGCUAGGAGAUUACAAGCAGAAUUUGAAGCUGCCAAAUUGAGACAAGAGGAAGCUGAUCGGCAAUAUCAGGCUAAUCAGACCCCGCAUCAUCAUCAUGUUGAGGAAAACGAAGAGGGCGAGGAGGAAGGCGAGGAUGAAGUGCCUCAAGGAAACGUCACCAAGGAUCUCGCGACUGAUGAGACUAUAGUUGAUCCUGUCGAGGAGCGACGCACUUUAGCGGAGAGAAACGAACGUCUCCACGAUCAAUUAAAGGCAUUGAAACAAGAUCUUGCUCAAUCGCGCGACGAAACCAAGGAGACAGUGAUGGAUAAGAUUCACAGGGAAAACGUUCGCCAAGGUCGUGAUAAAUACAAGACUCUUCGCGAGAUUCGCAAGGGCAACACAAAACGCCGCGUUGAUCAGUUUGAGAACAUGUAAAUUAAUGUACGUGCAUCUAAUCGCUUACCUUAUCCUUUCCUAUUUUCAAUUUCUCACUUGACUUCGUGGAAAUGGGAAAUACAGUAAAACAAUAAUGAGAUAACGAUAAGAGGAAGAGAGAAAAAGAGAUAAGGAAAAAAAAUAGAGAAAGGUAUAGAUUCUACAAUCGAUAUAUAAAUAGAAUCACAGUUGAAUAACAUACAUUUACUCGAUCAAUUUAACCUUUCUCAAAGUUUACGCACGGAUGCCGUGAUUAUCGAAAAUUAAUGAGUAUGAUAUUCGUGUCUGAUACAUAGUUCGAUGACAAGAUUCUAUACCGCUCAUGCAAACCGAUAAUCAAAGCUCUCACGUUUUUUGGCGAGGAGAACGCGACGAGAGCAAGCGAUUCGUACCGUCUUCCACAUAUGCUUCCACAUAAAUGAAUGCUGCACGAUCUCGGUUUUAUCGUCGAAAAUCAGCACGUGUCUCCGCAGCGUGGGUAAAUUUUCUUGUUAUUUUAUGCAAAUGUGUUUUGCUUGUGAAAAAAAAUGAUGAUUUUCUCUUUCUUUCUUUUACCUUAAACUAAAUCCCAGCUAAUCGAAAAAUAGUUCUGAAUCUUAUUAUUUUCUAUAUAUUAAUAAUUUAUCAAGCAAUUUUAUUAUCUUAGGAGCAGACAUACCUCUCAUUGAAAUGGCAAAAAAAUUUACAUCACGAUUUGUUACCUUUACUUAAUCUUAUUACUUAAUCUUUUGUCUGCGCAUUGACGGAUUCUAACGUUUUCUGUAUAUUAUGAGAUGCUAAUACUGGGUCUGGUUUCAUUAUCACUUUACUGCCGGUCAUUUAUUUGCGAUCUUUAACAGUUUAACGGUUACCUAAACUCUGCCUUGUCCGUCGCGGUCCUUAUUGCGCCAUCGCGUACUGUCCGUCCUCGUUAAUAAGAAUUCGCUUUUAAGAAGCAUUUACACUUCAUCAGCACGACUACCACGGCUACUCAUAUCUCUACUGAUGCGUCGCGGUGACAUUCGCGGUCGUUACCCGUUCACGGACAACUUUUUUUUAUUUUGUACGCUUAAUUCGCGAGCCAUAUUUGUAGACAGGAGUUUGUUCGGACAGUUGCUUGUGACAUUAUACAUUGACAUAGUUAAUCGGCGAUUUGUAAGCCACUUCCGGACAACAGCCAUAGAGGAAUCAAGAUUUAGGGGCACGGUUUAAUAUAGUAGCGAGUUAGAAAUUUAGGCAUAGAAGUUCGUAUUGGGCAGCGACCGUUCCAAGCAAGGGAACCUCGCGGCACAUUCGAUUCUAUUUAUAUUUCGGAUUAAUAUUUCAAAAAAUGUUCUUGAACAAUAUAAAAUUAUUUAUUGGAUAAGAUCGUCUGUAUAUAUGUUGAAUUAUAUAUACGUAUUUGUAGAUAAAUUUUGACAAUCGUAUGGAAAUGAGCUGAUAUUUGUAUUAAAUUCAAUUUCAAAAUUUUGUCGCGACAAUUCUCUUUCAAGAUAAGCGUGUUGUUUAUCGUGCUUGUGAAAAAUAUUGCGAUUGUUCCCUUGUUUGUCACACACGAAUCAUUAUCGCAGCGCAGUUCGUCACUCCAGGUUAUUAAACGUAAGCGAUUCAACGAUGGCAUGGCCUAUUCAUUACCGAUAAAACAGUAUCGAGUUAUUUUCAUAUGAACGAGUUUCGAUAACAUAUUAACGAUUUUAUAUUGAAUACACUCGUGGCCUUUACUUGAUAUAAAUAUAAAUAUACAUACAUAUAUAUAUAUAUAUAUAUAUAUAUAUAUAUAUAUAUAUAUAUAUAUAUAUAUAUGUCGAAAUAAUAUAGAUAGUAUACUAAAUAACGACAUUAGCGGAGACAGAGAUAGAAAGAAAUGUAAGGAUAUCGCGCCAUAAAAGAUUCAUCUUCUUGCAACACAAGAUUGAAUUGCGCGAUACUCGCUAAUGGGUUAGCUACCAAGAUUUCUGAAAGAAUGAGGGAACGAGUGCGAGAGAGGGAGAGAAUGCGAUGAAGGAAAUAAUUAAACGUGUGAAAGAGGCCGAGUGAUAGCGAAAACACACGUUUAUGGCAAUCUGGGUAAGUUUAAUGCCAUUGUAAUUUUUAAAACUAUUUGUCCUUUCAAGAAAAUUCUACGCAAUAGAAAAUUAAAAUUAACGAAACUUGAAGUAACGUGUAACCUCGAGAAAUGCUGCCAAUUUUUUCAUAUGAUAGAAUGAAAACAAAACGCGAUAAUAUCAUAUGGACGAGAAAUGUAUGAGCUUCAUUUGGAAGGCAGAUAGCGAAAUUAUUCAAAUAUAAACACGAUCGUCGUAUCAUAAGUUUGUAUUUUGCUACAUUAUCAUCAACGCGCGUUACAAUAAUAUGCGAAGUGAAAAGGAGGAAAAAAGUAUAGGAGUAAUAACCAUAGAUAUUUUUUGAGUAUAUUUAAUAUUAAAAAUUUACAAAUUAGUAGUGUUAUAUUAUUAAUAUUAAUGUUUACAAUUUAGUAGCGUUAUUUUAUUAUAUUAUUAUUAUUAUUAUUAUGCAGAUAAUAUUGAAUGAGAACUAAAGCAAAGCAUUUUAUAGUUGUCAAUUUAUAUUCUGUAAGAUAAGCAGGUAGAUUUAGUCGCAAUUUAGAUAUGUUAAACAAGAAGUACAUUUGGGAAAAAGAUUCUAAUAUUUUUAUUCAAGUUAUUUUUUUAAUUGCAUUUUUUUAAACUUUUUUCUAUGUGCAUAUAUAUAUAUAUAUAUAUAUAUAUAUAUAUAUAUAUAUAUAUAUUUGUGCAAUGAAAUUCCUCUACGCGACUGAAUAGAUAUAUGUAAUAAAAAUAAUUGACAGUUAUUCUUAAUUUUAUUUUAGCUUUCCAUUUAAGAGUUUAUAAACUUGCGACUAAAUGUAUGUGUGAACAAAAUGGAAACAAUAUUACAUACUAGUUAAAAAGAUUGCACGAUAAAUUUCUAACAAUCGAUGAAAAAUCGGCAAGAGCAAACUUGAAAACUCGUCUCGAUUUUCUUUGGCGAUUAAACGCUUUGGCGAAACCGAUGAAUUUUUAUUGAGACAUUCCAGAAGAAUUUCCUGUAAAGUACUUUAUCUCCACGAUUUAUUAUAUACUUUGGAUUUCUGUGAAUAACAAAUUAUAAAUAUUCCGUUUAAACUAUCGAUUUAGACAUUGCGUCUUAACGGUUUUUUUUGCCUUUUCGCGAAAAAAAAUUUGAUAUUUCCACUUAUCUCCUGAAAUGUAUUUAACUCUAGAAUGCACUAUGGAAUUAUUCGUAUCGUUUCUGGAUAGCACGAUACGUAUUAGAUGUUUCAUUCGUAUAGAUCACAGUACUUGAUUAUAUCUUUGCAAGAUAUUAGAAUAUGUGGUUGAAAUAAAUGAUUAGCGUGAGGAGACCCAAUUAUGAUUUUUUAUAAACAGAUAUAACAUCAAAUUUUCAUCUGGAAAAAUGUGUUUUUUGUGUCGCGUUUAUGUAAAAUUAUUUUCAUUUUUGAUUCUAGAGUUAAAUAACACUAAUCUUUUCUUUACAUCUACGAAGGAAAAUCUUAACGUAGCAAAGGUACGUUUGUAUUGUGUCCCUCAUGAAAGUACCGCGUACUGUUAUGGCAUUUUUUUUUAGACUUGUAACAUAUUAAAAUGUGUGCAUUAGGCGAAUAUCGCGCAUUUUCUCAUCUUCCUCUAUUUAAGCGACCGAAAACUGCGACAUCGGAAAACAAUAUACAAAAAACUAUCCUUUUUCAUCUUCUGCAUUUGUGAGAGGAAGAUACUUAUAGCAGCAUUAUUAUUGAGCUAUUGAAAAUAGCAAGAUUACACGCAUAUUUUAUUGAAAAUAAUAUUAUUUAUUGGCGUAAGAUAUAAUUAGAAGAUGAGAGAUAAUGUAAAAACUACUUGUACUUUCUUGAGGUAACUAGAGAUUGUUUAAAUAAAAGAUGGAUAUAUCUCAAA